GGCAGAGCACUCCAGAAACUAUGCAGUUGUCUCGGCAUCCCCAGAGGUUACCUCUGUAUUGUUCCACGUUACUCUUAAUCUUUUCGACAUGCCAAGCAUAUGUUGCCACCAGAGAAAAUUGCUGCACUUUAGAUGAACGAUUUGGUAACUAUUGUCCAACAACUUGUGGGGUUGCAGAUUUCUUGAACAAAUACCACAUCUCUGUAGACAAGGAUCUACAGUCCAUGGAAGAUACCUUAAGGGAGAUUAAUAAUAAGACAUCAGAAUCCAAACUGCUGAUUCAGAAAAUCCAAAUCGGCGAGGCUCCCGAUCCAAGACCACAAAAUGUGAUCAAUGAUGUGACUCAAAAGUCAAGGAAGAUGAUCGAUGAGAUCAUGAAAUAUGAAGCCUUGGUUAUCACGCAUGAAAACAAUAUUAGGUAUUUGCAAGAAAUCUUGGUUUCAAAUAACCAAAAGAUUCUUCAGCUGAAACAAAAGGCAGCUGAGCUUGAAGCCAAGUGUCAGGAGCCUUGUAAAGACUCAGUUCAAAUACAAGAAACCACUGGAAAGGAUUGUCAAGACAUUGCAAACAAGGGGGCCACAGUAAGCGGACUUUAUUUUGUCAAACCAUUGAAAGCUAAGAAGCAGUUCUUAGUCUACUGUGAGAUUGAUUCAGCAGGUAAUGGAUGGACUGUGCUUCAGAAGAGAGUGGAUGGGAGUGUUGACUUCAAGAAAAACUGGAUUCAAUAUAAGGAAGGAUUUGGAUACCUGUCUCCCACUGGCAACACUGAGUUUUGGCUGGGAAAUGAAAAGAUUCACCUUCUAAGCACUCAGACACAAAUUCCAUAUGCAUUAAGAAUAGAAUUGGAGGACUGGUCUGGCAAAACCAGCAAGGCUGACUAUGCCAUGUUCAAGGUGGGGUCUGAAGCUGACAAAUACCGGUUGACCUACGGCUACUUCAUUGGAGGAGAUGCUGGUGAUGCCUUUGAUGGCUAUGAUUUUGGGGAUGAUCCAAGUGACAAGUUUUUCACCUCCCACCUUGGCAUGCAGUUCAGUACCUGGGACAACGACAAUGAUAAAUUCGAGGGCAACUGUGCUGAACAGGAUGGCUCUGGCUGGUGGAUGAACAAAUGUCAUGCAGGCCACCUUAAUGGUGUUUACUAUCAAGGGGGAACUUACUCAAAAUCAUCAACUACCAAUGGCUAUGAUAAUGGCAUCAUCUGGGCUACCUGGAAGUCAAGAUGGUACUCCAUGAAGAAAACUACCAUGAAGAUAAUUCCAUUCAACAGACUUUCAGUGGAUGGCCAGCAACAACACAUGGGCUCAUCCAAACAGGGUGAUGUUUAAAAGGACGUUACAAACAUGACAAAAGGACUUUUACCUGAACAGAGACAUUAUAUGGGAGAGUGGACUCGUCAUGCCACACAUACCUCAUUUUCACCGUAUUGAUCCCCAGGAUUGGAACGGAAACAGAUCUCUUUCUGCGUGUGAUAAUUUAUCUCUGAACCAUUUUAAUUAAAAAAAAAUUCAUAUCUAUGACCAAAUGGCCAAUACCAUUCUUUGAUCCUUAACAAAAACCAAAGGUAUUUCACAUUUAAGGUUAUAGAUGGCACCCACACUGUAGGUUGGACGUUUUGUGAAACACUAGGGACAGUUGUAGAAAAAGCAAGACACAACUGACUUCCAGAGAGUGGGCAAACAGCUUGGAUACUGGGUCAAUGAAAGGAAACAUCCAUCGGUAGUCAGAAAAUGGCAGAAAUGUAAGACUCAUGCAUCCAUAAGCACAAGUCUUGGAAAGCUAAAUGUAAAUAACUACUUUUAUUUCAAGAAAUGCCCAUGAGUGCUAAGGAAACAUUAUGCCUGGUGUCCCAAAAGUCUUAGUUUAUUUUAAGCCCUUAAAAUAGCUUAAAAUGCACUAAGACUUUUGGGAUGCCUGUAUUUAAAAUAUUGUGAACAUUCAUGUUAUGCCUGAAUUUCUGUAUUUCAUUCUACCUUCUCUAUUACUGUUGACUAUGAGACUGUAAGCUCCAUGAGGGCAGGGACAGUGUUGGUUGUUUUUUUUUUUUAUCUAAAAUUUGGUUUCUCCUCCAGCACAGUGUAGUAGGGGAUUAAUAAAUGUUUCUAGCAUUUAAUUCAA
This is a messenger RNA of Gracilinanus agilis (Agile Gracile Mouse Opossum), 2115 nucleotides long. It is a transcript of the gene FGG, whose product is annotated as fibrinogen gamma chain. NCBI's taxonomy places the organism in Eukaryota, Metazoa, Chordata, Mammalia, Didelphimorphia, Didelphidae. Gene Ontology annotation, biological process: protein polymerization; blood coagulation; platelet activation. The transcript has 10 exons. Bases 21 to 1325 code for a protein of 434 amino acids. The record is from RefSeq and is a predicted model, not a curated record. Gene Ontology annotation, cellular component: fibrinogen complex. Gene Ontology annotation, molecular function: signaling receptor binding.